Messenger RNA from Miscanthus lutarioriparius, 963 nucleotides. The record is from the annotation of a GenBank genome assembly. Lineage: Eukaryota; Viridiplantae; Streptophyta; Magnoliopsida; Poales; Poaceae.
AUGGGUCGGGCGCCGUGCUGCGACAAGACGAGUGUGAAGCGGGGGCCGUGGUCGCCCGAGGAGGACGAGCUGCUGCGGAGCUACGUCCACAACCACGGCACCGGCGGCAACUGGAUCGCGCUCCCGCACAAAGCAGGGCUGAACCGGUGCGGCAAGAGCUGCCGGCUGCGGUGGCUGAACUACCUGCGGCCGGACAUCAAGCACGGCGGCUACACGGAGCAGGAGGACCGGAUCAUCUGCUCCCUCUACAACUCCAUCGGGAGCAGGUGGUCCAUCAUCGCGUCCAAGCUGCCGGGCCGGACGGACAACGACGUCAAGAACUACUGGAACACCAAGCUCAAGAAGAAGGCAAUCGCCAUGCACCAGCAUCACCACCAGCAGCAGGAGUACUACCACCAGCAGCAGCCGCACAGCUCAGGCGGCGGUCGGGGCCGCCGCGGCGCCGCCGCUCCCCGGAGCCAACAAUGCGCCUCCUCCAUGCAGCCGUCGCCCGCGUCCGCCUCGUCCGCGGUCACCACCGCGAGCGCCAGCGACGCGUGCAGCUUCGGCGCCAUGUACCCCUCCCUGCCAACGACGCUGCAGGCUGCUGCUCCGGUGCUCGCGCGCUACGACGGCACACUGCCGCCGGCGCCGCAGCAGCAGCAGCAAGCGUCUUCGCUCGCCGAGUUCUCCGUCGCGCCAGCGCCGCCCACCGGCGCCAUCAGCGGCACCUGGGCUGGCGGGCUGCCGCUCGACGACAUGUUCCUGCCGGAGCUCCUAGGCGACAGCGAGUUCCCGCCUGGCGGCGACUUCUUCGGCACCGGGUUCGCCCCACUGCUGCUGCAAGACAGGGCGGCGUCGGCGUCCCUGCAGGAGCUCUCCGCGUGCUACUUUCCCAACGCGCAGGCCGAGAUGUGGGCGGCAGCGGAUCAUCACGUUAAUGUCAAGCCGCCGCCGGCCGGCCUCUGCCACAGCCUGACAUGA